AUGUACAGUUUUGGAUUGGGUUUCUUCUUUGGCAUGUUCUUGGUGGCCCUGCUGGGGAACAUCAUUUUGCUAAUCAUUAUCUCUACAGAACGCAGUCUCCACCAACCCAUGUACAUCUUCCUGGCAGUAUUGGCAGCCACUGACCUAGGACUCUGCAUAGCCAUUGGUCCUAAGAUGUUGGCCAUCUUCUGGCUUGGCUCUGGCUUGAUGGCUUUUGAUUCCUGCCUCACCCAACUCUUCUUCAUCCAUGCCUUGCAAGGCAUGGAAUCUGGCAUCCUGUUGGCAAUGGCCUUUGACCGCUAUGUUGCCAUCUGUGAUCCUUUGAGGCACACAUCCAUCCUCACUCCAUUCUUUCUAGUUCGGGUGGUGCUGAUGGUGGCAAUCCGGGCAACAGUGCUUGUUGGGAUUUUACCCAUUCUGCUCAAACAACUGCAUCUUUUCCACUCUGUAGUUAUCGUCCAUUCUUACUGUGAGCACAUGGCUGUGGUCAAGCUGGCUGCAGAAGACACUCAUAUUAACAAAUCAUUUGGGCUCUUUGUGGCUUUUGCAAUUCUAGGUUUUGACAUGAUCUUUGUCUUCAUCUCCUAUGUUCUCAUUUUUCAGGCUGUUUUUUCUCUUCCCCAGAAAGAGGCACGAGUCAAAGCAUUCAGCACUUGUACUGCGCAUAUUAUUGUCUUCCUGGAGUUUUAUAUCCUUGCUUUUUUUUCCUUCUUCAGCCAUCGGUUUGGCCAUGUACCACCCUAUGCCCACAUUCUCUUAUCUACUCUCUACCUGCUUGUGCCCCCUGCCCUUAACCCCAUUGUCUAUGGCGUGAAGACCAAGGAAAUCCGCAGGCGGGUUGCUCAUAUUUUCAUUCUGAAGUCUGACAUGCAGCAAUGA
Messenger RNA from Microcebus murinus (gray mouse lemur), 879 nucleotides. Lineage: Eukaryota; Metazoa; Chordata; Mammalia; Primates; Cheirogaleidae. The record is from RefSeq and is a predicted model, not a curated record.